This is a messenger RNA of Salarias fasciatus (jewelled blenny), 3118 nucleotides long. RefSeq names its product excitatory amino acid transporter 5-like. The transcript has 11 exons. The record is from RefSeq and is a predicted model, not a curated record. Gene Ontology annotation, biological process: L-glutamate transmembrane transport. The coding region runs from base 354 to 2081 and encodes 575 amino acids. Lineage: Eukaryota; Metazoa; Chordata; Actinopteri; Blenniiformes; Blenniidae. Gene Ontology annotation, cellular component: plasma membrane. Gene Ontology annotation, molecular function: glutamate:sodium symporter activity; neutral L-amino acid transmembrane transporter activity; L-glutamate transmembrane transporter activity.
UCCAUCACAAUAAACUGAUUAUAUAUGAGUCACUUUUUUGGGGGAAAAGAAAUUUUAAAAAAAAUUAAAAAAAAGAUCAGCCAUGACUCAUCAUUUUCAGGAAAGCACUCAAACCAUGACUCAGCAUUUCUUGAAAAGUCCCACAAUUCCGCAUUAAUUGACCCCGACUCCUCGCUCCUCCUCCUCCUCCUCCUCCUCCUCCUCACCUGCCACCUGCCGCCCUCACCUCCCAUAAUUCCCUGCUGCCUCGAUCUAAUCCUCUUUCCCCUCCUCCUUCCUCUUUAAUCCGCCGCUCGCCGUCUGCUGCUGCUGGCGGCGUUUGACUCGCUGCCAGCGCCGUUUCCUGUUUGGCCAUGGAGGAGCUGCUGCUGCCCUCCGGCGCCGGUGGCGGCGGCGGCGGCGGCGGCGGCGGGGAGGAGGACGGCGACGGGGACGGGCGGCGGCGGCGGCUGCUGGCGGCGGCGGAGGACGGCGGGCGCGCCGCCCGGGGCUUCUGCCGGCGCCACGGCCUGCUCACGCUCUCCGUGGCCGCCGUGCUCACCGGCUGCACGCUGGGAUUCAUGCUGCGGGGGACCAAGCUCAGCACGCAGGCUAAGAUCUACUUCUCCUUCCCCGGGGAGCUGCUGAUGAGGAUGCUCAAGAUGCUAAUCCUGCCGCUAAUCACCUCCAGCCUGAUGUCGGGCCUGUCCUCCAUGGAGUCGCGGGCCUGCUGCCGGAUGGGGGUCCUCACGGUCACCUACUACCUGUGGACCACCUUCAUGGCGGUGGUGGUGGGCAUCGUCCUGGUGCUCAUCAUCAAGCCGGGGGUGGGCACCACCAUGGAGAGCAACCGGCUGGGGGCGGGGCCCGUCAUGACCUCCGCCGACGCCCUGCUGGACCUCAUCAGGAACAUGGUUCCCUCCAACCUCAUCGAAGCCACGUUCCAGCAGUACAAGACGGACCUCAUCCCCAUCCUGAAGGUGGCGGCGCGCACGGCCCCGCCCAGCUUCCUGUACGCCGUGCCGGACGAGGAGGAGGGCGACGCCCCCCGGGGGCGGACCGUCCUGCUGGAGCUGACUCCGCCCCCCGAGGUCACCUACCGCACCAGCCCCGGCAGCAGCCAGCAGAUGAACGUGCUGGGCAUCGUCAUCUUCUCCGCCACCAUGGGCCUCCUGCUGGGCCGGAUGGGCGAGCGCGGCUCGCCGCUCAUCAACGUGUGCCAGUGCAUCAACGAGUGCGUCAUGAAGAUCAUCAACGCCGCCGUCUGGUACUUCCCGUUCGGCAUCGUGUUCCUGGUUGCCGGUAAGAUUCUGGACAUGCAGGACCCGAGCACGCUGGGCCUGAAGCUGGGCUGGUACGGCGUGACCGUGCUGGCGGGGCUCUUCGUCCACGGCCUGGUCCUCCUGCCGGGGUUUUACUUCCUGCUGACGCGCCAGAACCCCUUCCGAUACAUCCGGGGCCUGCUGCAGGCCAUGGUCAUCGCCCUGGCAACCAGCUCCAGCUCGGCCACCCUGCCCAUCACGAUGAAGUGUCUGCUGGAGAACUGCCGGGUGGACCGGCAGAUCGCCCGCUUCGUGCUGCCGGUGGGCGCCACCAUCAACAUGGACGGCACGGCGCUGUACGAGGCGGUGGCGGCCAUCUUCAUCGCCCAGGUCAACGACUACGAGCUGGACUUCGGCCAGCUGGUCACCAUCAGCAUCACGGCCACGGCGGCUAGCAUCGGCGCGGCCGGCAUUCCGCAGGCCGGCCUGGUUACCAUGGUGAUCGUGCUGACCUCGGUGGGGCUGCCGCCCGAUGACAUCACCCUCAUCGUGGCCAUCGAUUGGAUCCUCGACCGCUUCCGGACCAUGAUCAACGUGCUGGGCGACGCGCUGGCGGCAGGGAUCAUCGCGCACCUCUGCAGGAAGGACUUCCCCCUGAGCGGCGCCGCCAAGGUCCCGUCCUACGGCUCGGCGGCGCCGCGGCGGCCGGACGUCCCGCUGACCCGUCUCCGCGGCGACGAGGAGGAAGGGGCGGGGCCCGAGGAGGAGGAGGAGGAGGGGGCGGGGCCUGCCGGCCACGGCCACGCCCACACCGUCUACUACAACAUCUGCCAAGUGUGAGAGAGGCCCAACGCCCGGGGCGGGAACCCCGGGGCGGGACGACAACAGGGACGCUAGGGCUAACGCUAAGCUAACGCUAAAGCGAAGCGGACGUCCUCUUUUGUACCACGUUAGCAUGCGGGCAUGCGGCUAAUGACUUCCUGUGAAGUCGCCUUAUGUUUGUUACGGUGCUAGCAUAGCGGUAGCUUCAGCUAGCUAGCAAGCUAGCAUUUAGGCUAGCUGCGGAGCGAUUAGCUCGAGCUUUUGGAUUAGCGGUCGUGAGCGCACUGAGCGGUGGAAGCUAGCGGGGGGUUAGCUCGCCAUGCUAGCAUUAGCAUCUCAAGGCUAAGUUAGAAGGUUAGCAUGUUGAGUUAGCAUCCCGCCAUUUUAGGAUUAAAGCUAGCAGUUAGCGCAAGCGAAAGGAGUUAGCUGGUCAGGACGGCGCAAGCUAGUGGAGUUAGCAUGUAAUGCUAGCAUUAGCAUCUCAGGACUGAUGCUAAAACUAGCAAGAAGGCUAGCAUUUUUGAGUUAGCAUCCCGGAUUAAUUAACCUUGAAGCUAGCUGUUCAGCUAGCAUAUGCCAAAGCUAAAGGAGUUAGCAUUUAAUGCUAGCUUUAGCAUGUCGGUGCUGAUGCUAUAGAUAAUAAGUAGGUUAGCUUUUCAUGCUAAUAUCCCAGCUAGCUGGAAAUUACGCUAGCAAUUGCGAAUGCUAAAAGCUAACGGUGUUAGCAUAGCGGGAUGAGGGAAGCUAGCGGAGUUAGUCGGUGUUCGCUAAGAGCUAGCUAAAGUAUAUAGCGUUUAGGCUAACAUAUGACAAAGGAGAUAGCAUUGUUUGCUAAUGCUAAUGCUAACUCUGCUAGCUAGGAGAGUUAUGCUAGCAUUUCAAACUAGCGUAGUCUCAGAUCCGAAGCUAAUGCUAAUGCUAGCAACCUAGCUAAAGCAUGGCAACAGUGAUGCUAAUUCCAUUAGCUAAUCUGAAGAGGUUAGCAUUCAUGCUAACUCCAUGAGCUUAGCUACAGACUCAGCUUUGUUUACUGACGCUAGCUAGUUGACGCUAGC